Messenger RNA from Manihot esculenta (cassava), 2101 nucleotides. Its product is annotated as vinorine synthase. Lineage: Eukaryota; Viridiplantae; Streptophyta; Magnoliopsida; Malpighiales; Euphorbiaceae. The transcript has a single exon. The record is from RefSeq and is a predicted model, not a curated record. The coding region runs from base 686 to 2026 and encodes 446 amino acids.
CGCGGUUGAACUUAUAGUAAUGUACGAGGAUUGGAUUUGAAUUUUAAUUUUAUAUAAUAAUUUUAUUAUUCUUUUUUAUAUAUAUAAAAUAAAGCUCAACUUAACUUCGCUAGCCUGCUUUUCAUUUCCAUUUAAGAAGGAGCGGACCAAGUGUAAAGGGAUCAUUAAACCUUAAAUAACAUGGAGGAGAAUGAGGAAAUUGAUCUCUCAACACAUUGUCAAUUCCAUGUCAGAUAAGACCCAAAAAAAUGCUAGCACAGAUAAAAAAAAUUGGUUUUAUGAUAUUAAUUAAAGUUUAGUAUCGGUAUAUUUACAAACUUGCAAUACUGUAAGUUCAAAGAUGUCGAGUAAAAUUUAGUCCAAUAAAAAAAAAAAGACUGCUCAUAUAGUUCUAUGUAUGAAAAUGCCAAUGUAGAACAUGACAAAGACACAGUUUGAACGUGUUUCACAAAGUAUUACUUUUAUUUUCUUCUCUUGAUGUCUCCUAAGUAAACAUUGGACUUGAUAUGUCCGGUGUCAAUGGCUGGAUUCAUAGUCAUCAACCAAGAAAAGAUGUAAAAUGCCUUUAAUCCUCCUAGUUAGCAACGUAGUGCUUUAAUGAUUUCUGGUUUUAUAAAGUAACCAUCUACCGGCUGAAAAAUAACAAGCUUUUCUAUAUUUGAAAAGUUUUUCGCUCAAGCAAACAAUGGAGAUAACGAUCAUUUCCAGGGAAAGUGUCAAGCCAUCUUCGCCAACCCCAUGUCACUUGAGGACCUACAUGCUUUCCCUUCUGGACCAACUUAUGCCUUCCGCACAUGUUCCGAUCAUCUUUUUCUACAGGCCCAUUGAUCAACGUGAGAUUUCUGCAACAUUACAACGGCUGAAGCAGUCUCUAUCUGAUGCCUUAACUUUCUUUUACCCAUUUGCCGGGAAGGUCAAGGAAGAACUUUACAUAGAUUGCAAUGAUGAUGGCGUUUAUUACACUGAGACCAAGGUCAGCUGUUGUCUCUCAGAAAUUAUUGGACAGCCUAAGAGUGAAAAGAUACUUAAAUUACUUCCUGAAGAUUUCUACUUGGAAUCAUCAGGUAAUCCGGGAAUUGGAAUUCCUGUGGCAAUGAUUCAAGUUAGUGUUUUGAAGUGUGGUGGUAUUGUCAUUGGAACUAAAACUUCACACAAGAUUAUUGAUGGUCCAACAUCAACUGCCUUUCUCAAAGCAUGGGCCGCCAUAGCUCGUGGAUCAGGUGAAGCAGUUGUGAGGCCUAGUUUCACUGCACCAUCUAUAUUCCCACAAAACCUUGCGCUGCCUAAAGAUAAAAUGUUGGCUAUAUGGCCUUCAUUGAUAAAAUUUGGCAAGGGAGUUAUGAAAAGAUUUGUGUUUGAUGCUUCAGCUGUAGCCACCCUCAAGGCCAGAGCAGCUAGCUCCACAUGCGUGCAGCACCCAACUCGAGUGGAGGCUGUUUCAGCUUUUAUCUGGCAGUGCACGAUGCUUGCUUCUAAAGCAAGAAUCGGUUCCCAGAGACCUUCUGUUCUGUCCCAUAUUGUGAACUUGAGGGGAAAAAAGUCCACGCACUUGCCCGAAUAUUCAGUUGGCAAUCUUCUCUGGAUGUCAAUUGCAAAAUGCAGUGAGGAGACUGAGACAGAAUUGCAUCUUCUGUUGGGUCUCCUAAGGGAAUCAAUUUUGCAAAUUGAUGGUAAUUUUGUGCAGUCAUUAAGUGGUGAAGAAGGGUUUUCUAAGGUCUGUGAGUGUCUACAGGAGUUUAGUGAAGUGUACUCUAAUGCAGGAACUGAUUACUUAACAUGUAGCAGUCUAUGCAAGGUUGGGAUCUACGAAACUGAUUUUGGAUGGGGAAAACCUAUUUGGGUGAGUCCUGGCGGGAUAAAUGGACCAGUGUUUCAAAAUCUAGUGUUUUUGAAUGAAACAAGUGCUGGUGAUGGAAUUGAAGCAUGGGUAACCUUGGAUGAACAAGACAUGGUUAUUUUGGAACGUGAGACACAGAUCCUAAAGUUUGCUUCGUUGGACCCAAGUCCCCUUCUAUUAUGUGAUUAGUAAUGUGUUCUUGUUCAAUCUACGUAGUCCUGAAUUUGUUUCGCAUUUCCUUCCAAUAAUAUUUCUUUUGCAACA